AUGGGUUGGUUUUUAUUCUACUUGAGUUUCUCAAGUGCACAUGAAAACAUAACGUCUUUCGAGCUUAUCAAGAAUACAUCGAAAUAUGCAUACGUUACAUCAAUAAAUUCUCUUUCAUACAAAGAUAUAAAUAUUAUUCAAGCACUCACUCUAGGAUUCACACUCAAAAAAUACUCACCAGAUAUAGACCGAGUCCUAUUAAUACCAUAUAAGAUGAAAUUACGUAAAAAUGACAAGGAUUCACUACUUAAAGUUUAUACAUACAUAUUGCGUAUGCCAUUCAUUACACCACACUGCCAAAAAGGAGGACAGUACCUAUAUGAAGGCAAGAAUUUCUUCUUUUUGAACGCGUGGACACUUACGCAUUAUCACAAAAUUUUAUUAGUACCUUUAUAUUCAUUCUACAGAAAAGAUCCGUCUUCCUUUUUCAAAAAUAGAGUACCAGCAGCGCCACCUCACUACAAACUCUGGAGUAUGAGCCAUAUGGGUCCAUUUCCUAAUAUUGAGAACCUAAUGUUCAAGCCAUCAACAGGUGAUUUGGAAAAGAUAGAAGAAACAUAUUGCCAACUUUAUACAGAUAAUUUUUUAAGAUACCAGAAAAGACCUCUGACUGAUCUAAUUUUAACAACAAUUAUUACAUUUUAUAACUCAUCAAUCAUAUCUGUUCCAUUUUGGUAUCAAUUUAUAUAUCCAGGUACCAGGAUUGAUGAAAAAACAAAAUUUAUGAAUGUAAAUGAUCCAAGAAUCAUCUCAGUGAAGUACGAAGAACCGAAUACGCCAUGGAGUAAUCCAUUUUCCCUUAUUAGAGAAGAAUGGUACAAGCUAGUUAACGAAAUGUAUAACGAAUUAAAUAAUGAAAACUUUGUACCAAUAGUUCUCACCGAAAUCCAAGAUACUUACAGGCAUGAUGAUCAUCCAGCCAUAUUGGAUACAAAUGAUCUCGUUUUGACAAGUUAUAUUGAAUUUUAUUCACGACCAAAAUUUCAAAUUUUUAUCCAAUGCAUAUUGAUAUUCCUAAUAUCAGUAUUUUGCGUGUAUUUCUCUCUUUGUUUCCUCGAAAUCGACAUGUAUGCACCAAUUAUUAUAAUAGAUAACGUGAAUUAUGAUACUAACAUUAAGAAGCAAGAUUAG
Trichomonas vaginalis G3 is the source of this 1131-nucleotide messenger RNA. Its product is annotated as nucleotide-diphospho-sugar transferases family. Bases 1 to 1131 code for a protein of 376 amino acids. NCBI's taxonomy places the organism in Eukaryota, Parabasalia, Trichomonadida, Trichomonadidae. The record is from RefSeq and is a predicted model, not a curated record. The transcript has a single exon.